CCGGGCAGCAGAUCUCUGCAGUCUGAUUGUCCUUAAGGAGGGAGAUCACACUUGUUAAGCGACUUACUGGCCAAAACAUCCCCUCUACAGUUUCCCUCGUCUUUGCGUAAUUUGGAAACAGAACCUCAUUAAACCAAUCCCUGCCCUGUUAUCUGGACACCAUGGCCAGCUCUGCGCUGCAGCUCCUCGGUUUCUUGAUCUCUCUGGUCGGAGUGGCCGCUAACACGGCCGCUAUCUUCAUGGUCGAGUGGAGGAAGGAGGCUCAGGGCAAAUUUCGGAUCUACGAGGGCCUGUGGAUGACCUGCAGCGGCACCGAGAGAACGACCUGCGAAAUUCACCAGUCCGUGCUGAAGCUAUCAACUGAAAUCCAGGCGACCAGGGCGGUGAUGCUGGUCAGCCUCUUCCUCUCGGCCGUGGCGGUGAUGGUCUCCACUGUGGGGAUGAAAUGCACCCGCUUCAUGGACAGCAUGCCCAGGAGCAAAUCCAUGGUGGCUCUGGCCGGAGGGAUCAUGUUCAUGGUUUCAGGCUUACUGGUCAUCGCCAUCACAUCCUGGUAUGUCAAAGUUAUUGUUCAGACCUUCAAAGAGUCUCAUCGCCUGCAGAGCCGUGAGUUCGGAAACGCCGUGUUUGUGAGCUGGGCCGGUGGUCUCCUCACUAUGAUCGGCGGCGUUUUCCUGAGCUGCCAGAGAUGCUGCGGGGGCAGAUCGUCCGAGUCGCUGACCUCCAACGAGCUGCUCCACGCCACAAAACCCAAGUCCAAUUACGUCUAGCAGCACAUCCAGGAAAAAGGCAGCGUCGCCCUGCAGAGUUGUGAAUGUAGCAGCGGUUAUAUCAGGGACAGUGUUGUGUUCUGGUUUGGCCACAGCAGCAGUUUUCUGCUUGUUUUUUAGCUGUAAGAAUGUGAAAUAUUCAGAGUGAAAAUGGUCUGGAAGUAAUUACAAGUUUGCUUUUCCAUAUGUCCACAAGAGGAGUCGUACAUAAUGGACUUUGUCAUUUUGCAUAUUUGCAACAGAUACUGAAGAAUGUUUCUUUGUUCCAGGUCGAGACGUGUUUUGAUGCUGUACUUUUGUAUUUUGCUAUCAAAACUUUUUCUCUCUCUGUUUGUGAACACAGAUUGUUUUUAUACCCUUGUUAAUUCUAUGUAAAUCUUAAUAUUAUAUUUCUUAUAAUAGGUGUAUUGGUUUGUGCACUAUGUAUAGCUUUCAGUGGAAAUGUAUAUGUAUGUAUAGA
This is a messenger RNA of Menidia menidia (Atlantic silverside), 1230 nucleotides long. Lineage: Eukaryota; Metazoa; Chordata; Actinopteri; Atheriniformes; Atherinopsidae. The record is from the annotation of a GenBank genome assembly.